Molecule: messenger RNA, 5810 nt
Organism: Drosophila suzukii
Lineage: Eukaryota; Metazoa; Arthropoda; Insecta; Diptera; Drosophilidae
Gene: onecut
Product: homeobox protein onecut
Biological process (GO): regulation of transcription by RNA polymerase II
Cellular component (GO): nucleus
Molecular function (GO): DNA-binding transcription factor activity, RNA polymerase II-specific; RNA polymerase II cis-regulatory region sequence-specific DNA binding
Source: RefSeq, a predicted model, not a curated record
AUUGGGUAUAAUUCGCGUAAGGCUGAGACUUAAUGGAACGCGGCAGUCACAUAACAAACUUUCGGAAAAACCACCCACAUGUGUGUACAUAUAUGUAUACACGAACAAGCGUAGAUAAUUUUCUGGCCGAAGGAUUCAGUUGUGGACAUGAACGAGGCGUUGUGACGGAGCCCCUAGGUUUCCAUCAGUUUGAUCCUAUCAAAAGUUGCCUUACUUUGGAAAGUACAUCCUUUUUAGAAAGAGACCCAAGCUAUUCGGAUUUGAGCUCGGCUUUUCGAACAUUCCAGUCAAGGAACCGAACGAAAUUAUCUUCAAAAAUCUUCCCAUCCGAGUGAUUUGUGCAAUCGUGCUUCGGAUAAAUUUGUUUCGAGAUGCAAAAAGUGAAACGAAGUCUCUUUACUGAAAUGUAGCUUAAAGGUCAUACAGAAUUUGGAUGCACGAUAACGAAACACAAGAGGAAUCUUGAAAGGAAUGGAGUCCAUAAGUGAAAUAAUUGACCACCAGACUUUUAGCCAGGAUCUGGUUGAAGAUGCAACAGAUUUCAUCACUGUGGGACACCACUCGGAGCGUCAGUCUCAGUCGCACCACCAACACCAGGAGGGAGGAACCGAUUCCGGCGAGGACUUGGCGAUUUCGCUGCAAACUAUGACCGCCUGCCCAAGAUCGGACGGAUCUAGUGGAGGGAAAAAACACCGGUCUGGCCCUGGCUCUCGAUCUGGAUCCGGAUUGGUUUCGGGGUCGGGAUCUGAUUCCGUUGUCAUGGUGAUCGACUCGAUGGGCCACAGCAAUAGGCAGACAUCCUUUCAAAUUGUGUCCCAGCAGCUUCAGCCCAGAACAAUGGCAUUGCCCUUCGGGCUGCUCCAGCCGGAUAGGCACAACACGCAGCAAUGCCCGGAGCGUAUGGUGAGUAGCAGCCCAGUGGACUUUGUAGCGUCCGACAUCAGCUUGGACGGUUUGACAGUGGAUUCGAUGUCCCAGUCGGUUCUCUCCCAAGAGAUGGCGAUAAAGCAGGAACAGAAGCUACUUAUUGCCCAAUCGAAGAGCCUGGAUCAAGGUCAUAAGCGCAUUCGAAUGCACGUAGAUGUGGCGAGUGUAAAUGCAGGUCUUGGCGUGGACGUGGACGAAAUGGAUGACAUUUCCUCCGACGACGUUGGCUGCGACGACGAGGGGAUAACGCUGAAUCAGCAUCACCAGCAGCUCUUGGAACAGCAGCAGCAAUACGGCCUAACGAGCCACCAUCCGCACCACCAAGCUCAAGCUCAGGCGCUUCAUGGCCUACACCACAGGUCAGCUCAGCUGGAAAUGGGAUUGGAGGCGGUGCACGGUGAGGUUCUGUCAGUCAUCGUCCACUCGCAGGACAGCGACAAAGAGGUGGACGGCGAAGGAGAUGCCGAUGGAGAGGGAGACGGAGAUCCGGAGGAUGAAGACGACGAUGAUCGGGACUCGCGCAGUCGAGGGCAGCUGCUCAGCCACAGCUCGUAUCAGACGCUGACCUCGGUGAAUGAUCGACUAUCACCGCCUGGGUUCAGUCAGACAUCAUAUGCCACCCUGACCCCUAUUCAACCACUUCCGCCUAUAUCGACAAUGUCCGAAAAGUUCGCGUACUCCGGCCACAUCUCUGGAGGAGAUAGCGGCGACGCGGAUGUCAAUGGUGGAGAAGGAGGUGGAGGAGUGGUCGAGGGUGGUGAGGUCACUAACCAAUCUGCCGAGGCUGCUGGGACGGGUUCAAUUUCCAGUGGCAAUGUGGCGUCCUCCGGAUGCAACAACAACGAUUGUAGCUCAUUCUCUGCCCUUACCAUGCCCAUGGGAAGUGGGCACUUAGGCUUGGGCGUGUUGAGCGGCGUCCAAUCACCAUAUUCCUCAUAUGAAAAGCUAUCGUCGAUGAUUUCACCUCCACCCAAUAACUACUUGGUCUCGUGCGAUCUGCAUGCCUCGGUUUCGGGACGUGUGUCUAACUCAUCUCAACUGCAGCUAAACCACAACGGGCACAAAAAAGAAUCAGCAAUAUCUCACGGGCACCCCCAUGGUCAUGCCGAUGUCAAUGGGGGGAAGUUUGCCUACUCUGGCCACAUGUCUGGAGGAGAAAGCGCAGAUACCGAUGUCAACGGCGAGAAGUUUUCAUACUCUGAUCACAUCUCUGGAGGAGACAGCGGAGACGCAGAUGUCAAUGGAGAGAAAUUCGUUUACUCCGAUCACAUCUCUGGAGCAGAUAGCGGUCCCGGUGUCAACGGAGGAACGAAUUGGCUUCAAAUGCACCCUGAGCGGGAGGUGCGACUUCAUAUGCCGGUUGACCUGGAGGCUCGGUUCCACAUUCCGCUAGAGCGCAGAUCUCGACUUAACAUGCCGCCUGAGCGGGGACACUUGAACCGGCAACUUCCUACGGCCACUCCGAUCUGCCCUCCGGACUGGAAGUCAGAUGAUUGGAAGCACGGCAACGGUAGCAUUGUUAGUCUGUCCGCCGAUCUGCCAGUGGUCGUGUCUCUCACUCCAACCCCCCCUCCCGUAACAGACGAUUCAUCCGGACUCAAACUGAAUGAGCGACUGUCCCCAGGGCAGAGACCCCAGUUUUUCCUGGACAAAGACCAAGAGACGAGCACCGUGACAGCAGAACAGUGUAGUCCGAACAUCCACGGUACCCCUCACUCAGUGUGUGCCAUCCACCAGCAGCCCCAAUCAGCUCUCCUAAACGGCUUUCAAGGUGCCAGCCAGCAGACCAAAAUUUCGGUCUCUGCCUCGCCAAAAGCGUCAGUAGCCUCUGGGGGAGGUGGAUCGAGCCGCAAUGGAAACACCAGUGACAUGGAGGAAAUCAACACGAAGGAUCUGGCUCAGCGCAUCUCAGCUGAACUCAAGCGGUACAGCAUUCCACAGGCGAUCUUCGCACAACGUGUUCUAUGUCGUUCGCAAGGUACUUUGUCUGAUCUGCUGCGCAAUCCAAAGCCGUGGUCCAAGCUUAAGUCCGGCCGGGAGACAUUCCGAAGAAUGUACAAGUGGCUACAGGAGCCCGAGUUUCAGCGCAUGUCUGCUCUACGAAUGGCCGCUGCCCAAAUUCCUCAGCGAGCGGUUUUGGGGUCUGGAAUGACACUUGGACCAGCAACGGGAUCCACAUCCACCAUACCGACCGAUUUGGACUCUCAUGUUGGGCCAACAUUGACACCAAAUGCUCCGCCCAAUGAAUCGGUUUCUUCGUCUGCAUCUACACCCGUCACGAUCGUGUCCGCUACCAACAUCGUUAGUUGUCGUCGAAAGGAAGAGCCUCAGAUCGAGCAAAUGCCUCAGCCAAAAAAACCGCGGCUGGUCUUCACCGAUCUUCAGAGACGAACAUUACAAGCGAUUUUCAAAGAGACCAAAAGACCUUCGAAGGAGAUGCAAGUAACGAUCGCGCGGCAGCUCGGACUAGAGCCAACAACAGUGGGUAAUUUCUUUAUGAACGCCCGUAGGAGGUCGAUGGACAAGUGGCGGGACGAUGACUCUAAGAACAGCAUGCAUUUAUCGCAUAGCCGCCAACAACAACAGGACGAGCAGGAAGAGGACGAGAGCCACAGUCAAAGUCAGAGUCAAAAUCAGAGCCACAAUCACAAUCAUAAUCCGGCUAGCCUAACGCAGGAAAACUACUCCAGUCUCCAUACAACAGCCAUGUCGCCUCUUGGAGCCUUUGAUGAAGAAGCUGAUAUGGACUUAGAGUUGGAAAGUCACGACUUCGAUUUGGUGGACCCAGAUGACCACGGAGAUACCAAUGAUCCGAACGGGGACAUGUUGUGACAGCAUAUCCGAAGCAGACGUCGAACGAGCAACAAGCCCAAAGUAUUGAGUCCAAAGUCAUUUACAAAGUGUGUCAGCACUCGUCACACCAACCGCACCCGCACUCUGUCUCGAACGCACACGGUUCCUUCAAUGAGAGCAAGGGAAGUCGAAUGUCGUCGCACUUCGAAAGGCAACGACGAAGAUAAUAAUGGUAGCAAUAGCGAGGGUAGCUAUGAUGACGACCGGGAUGAGGGACUGUCGGACCAUUUGGCUAAGAUCAGACGGCUUUCAGAUGAGAAGAUUACAAUGAAGCAAAGCUUUCGCCCAGACGUACACGGGCAGGAGGCCAAUUUCUUUAUAGAUGAUAUGGGCGUCUCCAAUUGCUUUGAUGACCUAAAGGUAAUGAUAGUCUGCUGAGCACAAAACAGUGUGAAACAUUUCUGCGUCCGUUCUUUAAUAAUUUGACUGCUCACUGAUAGUUAAAUCAACAGAUUAGUAAGUGUAUCUUUUGUAGACAGAAACAAUUGUAAAUUUACGAGUUUACCAUGAUUGCAAUUCUAAAUAGUAUUCGGGUCCGUCUUUCUGUUUCCAACCAAAAUUGUUGGAGUUGUGAGGUAUGUCAUCACAAAUUGCAUCCUGUUGCAAUUGUACGAUUUGCUAUUACAGUUGAUGUUAUAAAAGUAUUUUUUAAGGGCACUUAUAAAAGGUUUAACUGAUUUCAUCAUGGAAAUCGCCAGAAACGAACUAUCUAAACAUCCUUGUAUUUCUUAAAAUGGGAUAUCCAGAUGCAUAUAGUAAAUAGACUCCAUUGGGUAACGGCAUAUAAAAGGAUAUAUUGUGUUUUAUCCGAUUUGCUUGGGACUUUUCUCCUAUUAAAACGGCUGAAGUACAUUAAUUUUAGAGCUGAAUAGGGCUUGCUUGUUUUCCGUGUUUCUUAGUUUUGUUACAGCUAUUAGUUUGUAGUAGCAAUAAUCAUUUGUUAUAUCCCUGGGGGAGCUGUACUUUUGUAUGAAUCCAUCAAUAAAUCAAUGUUGGCAAUUUCAUAGGCUGGUUUAAUUUGUGAAGAAGACUAACCAAAUGAAACGUGCGAAAAGAAGGGUUCUUACAGCAGCGCCCAGAUCUGCUCUUUUUUUCAUAAUCCCUUGCCUUCAAAAAGCGGUUAGCUGUCGAUUAAGUGCAGUAUAUAUAAUUUUCAAUGAUUUCCGGUUUUGUGCUUAUACCGAUCGCAGCCAGUCAGUUAAACUUUAAGGAAUCGUCAGAUAUCAUACGUACCUAUAUGUUUAAUUAAUACUACUUUUAACUCUUAAAAGGAUUGCAAUUGGCCUUAGGCAAAUGGACUAGGUGUCCUUGGUAAAGCAGAAAUUUGUAUGUAUGUAGAUAUAUUAGAUUGAAUAAAAUUUAUGAUAUGUAAAUGGAAACACCCAAUUAUAAAAAACAUUAAUGAUAAUAUUAAAAUAACUGUAUCUAGUCAAAUUUAUAAGAUAAAACGAAAAUAAUUUACACAGCGUAUGCAAAUAUUAAAAUGUAUCAUUAUUUAUUUCACAACCACAUUCUAGCAUACUCAUCCGCAUUUGAAAAUAUUAAAAUGUACCUUUGCAUUAAUCUUUAAAAAGAAAACAAAAUAACGGCCAAAUAUAAUUUUUUAUGUGAAUAUAUCGGAAGGAAGCGGCUUAAAAUCUUGAAUAUUAAAUACAUUAUAAAUCGGGUUAUUAAUAUAAGAAACUGUAAAUAAAUAAAUUAUUCAAAAAACCCUUCCAGUUAAGUUUGAACGCAGAUAUUCCAAUAAGAACCCGCUUACUUCAUGGAAGAAACUACAAAUUUUGAUUCACCUUUAAACGAUUCCAAAUGUUUAAAAAAUACUCAAAAGGCAUUAAAGAAGGCACUAUGUUAAUAUCUGUAGGAUAUAUUAUGCAAUAAGAAUACGCCUCUUGAUGUAUGCUAGUCAAUUUAGUUUAAAUAAAAUUCAGCAACUUACUGCGAAUGAGGGGUGGGCAUGUUUAGGCACAUUCAUAAUUUAAGUAUUUAUGUAAAAAUCAAACAAUGCAAUAAUAAAUUAAUGGCAAACCUAA